CCCACCCAUGGGUGCGCGCAUGUUUGAUGACGUACGAGAGUAGCCCAGGACCACACUGAGGGGAGUGAGUUUGAGGGUUUAACUCUAUAAUGAGUUAUAGAGUUAUUAAAUGAUAAUAGAAUAACUUGAAGUUGCUGCAGGUAAUUGGUGCGAAGUAGUUGUAUUUCUUGUGAAUGCUGCUUAUCUGAUUCUAUGCGCCUGUAGUCCUGCUGCAAGUUGAAGCCUCUUUUGCAUGAAACCAUGUCUGGAAAUGGCAGACUAUAUGACUGUAAGGAUCCUGCUGUAUGGAGGUCUGUCCUUGCAGUUUACAAGGAUGUCAUUGAAGCAAAGGCGACGACAUCCAAAGGAGUUAAAGCAGGCAAGCUGACUGCUCUGGAUAAAUGGUAUCAGGAAGAGUUACCGGAAAUAGUUUGCAGUCGUACGGAGAAAUUUCUCACUCAUGCUGAGCUGGUUCAGUUGAUGGAGUGGAAGCUGACGAGAGGCAAAUUCCGUCCGAUGCUGCAGAAGAUGAUUGCGAGUAACUCUGUGAGCAGUGUGGAGUCGUGCACGCGGAAAGCUUUCAAGCUGCUUCCUGACGUGUCGGCCGCAAUCGCGGAACUCACUAAGCUAAAAGCAGUGGGACCUGCCACCGCAUCAGCUGUGUUGGUUACUGGUGCUCCUCAGGAAGCUGCUUUCAUGGCCGACGAAGUGCUGGAGUCAAUCCCAGGCUUGGUUCCCAUUAAAUACACACUUAAGCACUACAUUCUUUACCUGGACAAGGUGAGGGAGUGUGUAGAACAACUCAAUACAAAUGACUCGGUGAAUGACUGGACACCUCACAAAAUAGAACAGUGUCUCUGGACCUGGGCCGUGGCCAAAAGUGUCAAACCCUCAUUGCUGGAGAGUCCCAUCAUGUAUCAAAACAAAAUGUCAAAUAACGAAAAACUCACAGAAAUGAGACCCACGAAAAGACAGAGAGUGCAAUAAUAAGAAAAUCAGUCCCUUUAUCAAAACAGCCAAAGUUGCAAGGAAAAAUUGCAGCUUUGCAAUGCCUAAACUGUGCAACAAUGAAUGUUGAAGUCUGAAGCAAUUCAGUGAGACCAUACACUAAGGAGAGAUGUUGAAUCUGCAGGAAGGUGAAGGAAGAAAUGCUGUCAUUCUUUCAUGUGGUAUCUAUUGAUGUACUUAAUUAAUGUAUGCAAACUUGUAUGGAAAUAAAUAGCAAUUGUGUAUUGAUGGGGCAUUGGUGUUUUAUAAUGGGAACACUGCAUCCAGUAAUCUGAUUCAAUUGUUUGGAUAUCCCAUUAGUUAGCUAUCUUGUUUCCUCAUUACUACAUAAAGUUGUUAUCUGUAGACAUGCCAUUGUGGAUCAAUAUACUCACUAGGUCAGCCAUAUAUUGUACUGUAUACACAUAAUGGGCUUAGGAACAUUGGAAGUUAAGGUCUGGAGUUCGGAGUGCCUAUGUUUCAGCUUGGUGGCUUCUGUUUUCCACACAUCCUUUUUAAGUUGCAUAAAUACAAUUCACACUCCUUUAAAUUCACCCGGUUCACUAGAAAAUUUAUCAUAUUUCUGCUUAACACGUGAACAUAAAGUGAAAUAGAAGUGUUAAAUAAUAUAACCAGAAAUCAACGCCAACGAAGGUCCUAAUGAUGCUGGAUCAUCAGAGUUUUACUAUAAAUUAAAAGUAUAAAGCUCAGUCAAGAGGAGGUGGAUUGCCAAGAAUAUCAUAGAUAAUUUGAUGAUAACAGAUCAUUAUGUCUGAUUUUAUUUAGUGAACCCAGCAAAGGGAUGAACCGGAGCAAACAUUCUGUUAGAAAUGGUCAGUUGUGGAAGCUAAUAAUCCAUUUGGCAAAGUCUUUAUACCAAUCAGUUGUUGUGAUUUUCAAACAUUCAUUUAAUAUCAGAGAACGUAUAUGGUUUAAAACCUGAAAUUUGUAUUUUUCACAAAAGACAGAAAUCCUAUAUAUAAUUUAAAUAGGUGUUCAACCAAAGUGAUAGAUUGAUGUCUCCUGAUACCUUCAAUAUUUUCUCAUUUAUUUUGCAUAGUUAAAAUUGGUUUUGCUUUGCUUAGACAUCCGAUGGUUCUGAAUUCCCCCCCCCCCAAGCACAUGCUUGCAGUGGAUGAACUGAAAGUGAAGAUUACAUAUGUGUGAAAUGGGCUAUAGUGAUAUAAUUUUCAUUGGGAGAUCUACAUGAUUUUAUUAUAUUUCUGGGAUGUCUCUAGAUCUUUGAAUUACUGAAGGCAAGUAUAGAAAUGCUUUAGAAAUUUGCAACCUUAGAAUUGACAUCACCAGGUGCUGAACAGUUUUUAGUUAAGCUGUUUACUAUGAUUGCAUUUGCUAUGUUUUUCAAAUUCCUUACCUGCUGUUUUCUUCUCUGCAAACCUUUUCUUUUUGUAUAUAGUGCUUCAAUAUUUUUCCUUGAUUGUUUGCUCAGUAUGCUUUCCAAACUCCCGCCAUCUGUUAAUAAAUUUGAAUUGCUGAUUAACAUUACUCAUGUUCCUGGGCGGCUCUGUGGUGGAGCUUUGCAAGGUAUAUGCAAUAAUUAGUUUUGACUUGGUGUAUAUGUACUCUCUUUGAGCUUGAACCUUUUGUAAAAAAAUCUAAUUUUGGUGACGCUUAUUUUGCAGUAUUUUAUAAGGUUCUGUAUGAUUUUCUUUUUAAUAAAAUUGUGAUA
Messenger RNA from Mobula hypostoma (lesser devil ray), 2656 nucleotides. RefSeq lists its product as uncharacterized. Bases 241 to 966 code for a protein of 241 amino acids. Lineage: Eukaryota; Metazoa; Chordata; Chondrichthyes; Myliobatiformes; Myliobatidae. The record is from RefSeq and is a predicted model, not a curated record. The transcript has 6 exons.